UGGGAGCUGUAGUAGGAGGCGGGGAGAAGAUGGCGUCCAAGAUCAGCGUGGUGCUGCGGCCCGUGAAGAGCAUCGUGGUUCGGUUCUGCCCCUUCGAGCCCAACGUGGAGAGCACGAGAAAAUUUCUCCAAUGUAUAUUCCAUAAAAAAGUUCAAGCUACUAAUAGAAACUGUGAAGUGACUGCUGAUGUGAGACAUGAUGGAUCUGAACCACUUGUAGAUGUCAUGUUCGCUGAUGGAGAUCGAUUAAUAAUGAAGGGAGCCAACUUGACGACGGUAGAAAUGUUAACAGCAUUGGGGUCCAGAUGUAGUGCAAAAGACCUUAAGGAAGAACAGAAAAGCAAGAAGAAGAGUCCCUGAAGAACAGAGAAACAAGUGUGUUUGCAUUUACAUGUGUUAAAAACAGCAGGCUGCACAGAAGGCUUUUCUCCUAUGCAAGAAAAUCUGAGAGAGAUGGCCAAAACACUGACCAGUGUGACAUGCAGCAGAAUGAACCCUUUAAAUGUUCCCUGUCUUCACCUGAAGGAGAACAUAGUGGAACAACAACUCUAACCCUAGUGGGUCAGAGUGGCUUAAGAUGCACGAAUGCAUCUCUCUGAGCAGCCGUGUCGGACUAACAUCACGUGUAUUUGCAUAUCGGUGUGAAUAAUACACAUUACCUAUUAAAUUAAUAUUGCAAUGAAGACAGAUAUCUUUGGACAUUAUUUCCUCCAAAGUUUCUCUGUGUUGUAGUGCAAAACAUUAUUAGAGUGGUUAUUAUUUUUUGAAAACUAUUAAAUUUAUUAAAAAUUUGAAGAAAACUUUUAAAGGAUUCAUCAUUGACUUAGCUGAGGGACAACAGCUGCAAAUAGAGUGAAUUUUGUAAUACUAUGUUUAUAAUGCAUCUGUUCUUAAGCUCCUGCCAUUGUCUUCCUGUCUUUGUGAAGGAAAGGGGAAGUCUCCUAACUAAAUUUAGUUCAGCAAUUAAAGUAACAAGGUAAUGAGACUGUCAAGACACAGUAGAACCACUCAUCCUGUAUAAAAGUAACUAAGUUUAGCUCAAAGGGAAAGGUAAGUUAGUUUUUUCAAUAAUUGGAGAAAAGGGCUAUCUUUGAAGUUCAGGUUUGCAGUAUUUUUGUCACUUUUGGGCUAUUUCAUUAAAUACUUUGUAAAGAUCAAGGGUGGAGCUUUAUUUGGUGUUUAUAGCCCCAUGUCCAACCCUAUUACUUAUUAAAGUAACUGCUUAGGUGUCUUGUGUGUAUUGCAAAACUCUGUGGGUUGAUCUCCUCAGGCUGUGCAGCUGAAGGUGUCAGCUGCACGUGUUUCUUGUGCAUCAGUUUUGUUCUAGUUCAUAAUGAAAAUGUGGUUCCAGUUUUGAGAAUUGCAGUUGCACUUGAGAGGCAUUAGUUCUACCUGUUAAUCGGAUGCCUGACUUCUCUAAAACGAGUUCAUGUAUUUCCAAAGUUAAUUUGGCAGCAGAUUUAGGACACAAAUAUGAAACUUUACCUUACUUUUGCCAAGAUUUUUAAAUGGGUACUGUCCUUUGUGAAAGGAAGAUCAUUUUAAAUAGCACUGUCAAGGUGGUUCUUUGCAACUUCUUCAUUAGGUUGCUCAAGUCAAGGUGAUGUGUUAUGUUGGAGAGCUGUGCUAAAGACACUGGGUAUUUCCCAUGUGUUUGCAACAAAUAGAAAAGUACUGUAGAAGUAGAUCAAAUAUAAAUAAGACUGUUCAAAGGACAGGUUUUUUGUUUGUUUGAUUUGGGUUUUUUUCCUCCCAUUUUAGAUUAACAUCAUAUACCAUGACUUUACCUGAAGCACCUCUACAGGAAGAGUGAGAAUUGUUCAGGUGGAAAAACACUGCAGAAUUAUUCUUUCCCUGGUUAAUCACGUAUCCAUGUGCUCAAAAGCUCUCUUACUGUACUACAUCAGUGAUUUUUGUGAUUGUUUUUCCUUCCUUUGACAGUUUGUACAACAUCAAUGUGUAAAACUUGUGUUUAAAUAUGAAACACUUGAUCUGUCCUAAAUAAUUUAAUCUGUAAGUACCUAAAGAGUAGAAUGUGUUAAUUAUUAUUACUAAUUAAGUUUCUGUAGUGUUUCUUUUGGCCCAAGAUUGGGGUUUAUGAACAGAAAAGGGAGAAAAGAUCAUAGUUUGAAUUUUUUAUGGCCAAAAUACAACCUUUCUGUUGUUGAAGAAAGGUGAAAAGAACCCAAAAAGUUCUUUUGGAGUUUUCUAAAGAAAAAACAAAAAAAUUCACUUUUACUUGCAUGGGUAGGCAUCCUGCUGUGUAAAAACAUGCUUUUUCUAGGUGCUUUCAUUUUAACCUACUUUUUGCUUAGACUAGGCCAAAGGCCUGCAACGUUGCUGUUGAGAAAUGGCCGACAAUUCAGUGGAUGAAGCUGAGGCUGUGGCUGCAGGUAGCUGCAGUUUGCAGUGGUAGAGCUCUGAUAUGUUUUGUCAUGACGUGCGUUUUAACGUACAGGGUACAAAGGAAAACCUCCAGGACAGAAAAAUAAAGCUAAAAAUGUGCAUUCUCGAGACUCUUAGAUACUGAAGCAAUAUAAGCAAGCAAUAUGGGCAAGAAGGUACUCCUCUGGUGAUUAUUAUGCUAAUCUGUAUAAACUAGCUUUCCCUGUACAGUGUCGAUAAAGGUACGAGUUUAUUUUUCAAGUACGUUAAAGGUGAUCUGUAAUGACUUUCUUUCCUGAGCAUUUAGAUAGCUUAGCUGUUCAUACACUAUCAGUUCCUGCUGGUGAUUGACUGAAACAAAGCUCUGACAGCUUCCUGACAUGCACAGUCCAGGGCUGGGGAUGUACAGGGUAUUAAGGUCAGUCAUGCAGAACAAAAUGUGUCUGGGUGAGCUUUGACUUUGCAUGUUGUUAUUCUUUAGCCCACUAAUCUUGAUUACCCCACCAAAAAUGUGGAUGCUCGCUCGGCUAUGAAAGGAACUGGAACAGCUGGAACAGGCCCUAAAAACACUGGGAUUACCUAAAUACAAACACUAUGUCUGCAUAGGGUGUCUGAUAGCAGGUGAUGACAGUAAAAUGGCUAAAUCUUUAAUACCUGGAGAUUUAAAACCGAUUUUAGAAACAUCUUAGAUCUGUUUAUUGUAGGAAUACGUAUUUAUUUAGGAGUCCUUAUCAGUGCAUAGGGAAAACAGUCCUGAAACAGAUGAAUAUGUAGUUCAGAUAACACUACCUGGCCGAGAUAUUCCCUUUUUAAGUAUCUGCAGCAUUGUUUUUAGAAAAAACCUUUAUUAAAGAUUUCGACUAGGAGCAGCAAGUGUUGGUGAACAUUGCAAGGACUGUAUUUAACAGUUCUCAAGAUAUUUGCUUCCAAAUGUAUCUCCUGCAUAUGUAUACACUCCUUGCAGUUUAAGAAUUGCUGGCUCACUGCCCACCUCACAAACUACAUGUGCAAGCAGUUUCCCUGAAUGCCAGGCCCUGUUUUCCUCUGGAUAGUUUGGAUUCAGGUUGAGACUGCCAUGUCACCUACCAGCAGUGCCUCUUUCAAUGACUUCCCUGCCUUCUCCAUCUCCUGGCCUAAUAGCCUUUUUCCUUUCUGGUACUGUUUGAUCUCAUCCAAUCUCACCUUUUCUCCCUGGAAGGCCUGAGUCACUCUUCUGAGCCUUUUUUAUUGUCGACCCAGAGCAGGCAGUAGCUUCAAGCAGCUGAAGUACUUUGCUGCUGGUAGACCACUGCAUGUUCUCUGCUUCCUGCUUAACCUUGUUCUGUAAGCUGAUAAAUGCUGGGAUGGAGCAGCAUGAACAGGUGGUGCUGCUUUGCUUCUGAUCAUUUUUAAUUUGACAACAAAUUGUCUUUACAUUGAGCUGGUCUCAGGAUUUUACAAAACUAAAGCUGUGCCCAGGGACAGAUGCUAGGGGUGUGAAGGCAAAGGAGUUGCUGACCCCUUUUGAUCAUCUCCUGAGAAAUUUCAAAGUGGUACUUAAAAGCAGAGCCUAGAGAUUCUGCCUAAGUUAAAGUGGGCUUCUAUAUACUGGCAGUGUUAAUAGCAGAGGUUUUUUGAGUUGACUACAUGACUUGGGUUCAAAAGAUCUUCUAAGAAAAUUCUUGCUUCUGGCAUCUCAGGCAACCAUGCAGGAUCAGCAGGUAUUCUCCAGUUUGGUCUUCUAGACUUGAAAAGCCUCACAGUAUUUGGGUUUAUGUCCUUGAUUUUGUCGCGAGAGAUGAUGUUACAUAUCUAACAUCUAGGCCAGAGAAAAUCUAUAAGGAAGUAAGAAAUUACAUUACAGAUCCUUCAUUUUUUCCUGUGCUUCUGCCCCAAGAGAGAUUCUGAGACUGGUUUGGGCACCUUUUCUUUUAUGUGCAGCUUAACUUGAUAUUGAUCUAGUUAUUUGAAGGAAAGGAAAAAGUAAUCAUCUGAUUCUUGACAAGACUUAGUAUGUUGACAAUAGGAAUGGGAUAAUAGUAAAAACUAGCUUUAGCUUCCAAAGGGUUUUUCCCUAUGUUCUUCUACAGUCCAUGGAAGAGGAGGUCUUUUCUGAAAGGCGUCAGAAUGGGAAGCUAAUGCUUUGAGUGGCACCCCAGAGAGCCUAUUUCUUCCUGCUGGGUGCAGGUGUGAGGAGACUUGUGCUGUUUGGAACCUCCAUCAGCAGUGCCCUAGGCAUCACAUUCACACCUAAGCCCUUGUCUCUACAGGAUGAAGUCCUUUGGGAGCCCUAUUCAGGUAAGCAGCCUACACAUAUUCCUAACACUGUACAGCAGGAUUUUACUCAACAGGAAGAGAAGCACUUGCGGUCCCUCUCACUCCAACGCUACUGGGCAAGGUGUUGGUAUCCCCAUCACAAUGCAAAGACCCUUCCUCUGUAGAGGAUGAGUGUCAGGCUCUGCCUGCCAGAUUUCUGUGAUGCUCAUCUUGUGACAUCCUGAGAAUAAAAACUAAUGCAAUAACUACAGUUAUAACUAUAAAACUUUUUUUUCCCUGAGGUUACCUUCACAAUGGUUGAUCAAUAUCCAUAAUAAUGAAACUCUGCUUCUGAUAUGCAAUCAAGAAAAAGCUAAAGCUUUAUACACCCCUCUAAGAUCCAGUGGGCACAUCUGUAGUUUGUGAUUCCAAAUUUCAUAGGCUAAUUAUUCAUCAUUGGUAGAAAUAUUUGUUCUAUCAUUAUUUAUUCCAAAUCAUUUUGACAUUCCUUGUCCCUGCCCUUAUGUCCUUACUGGUCCAGACCACUCAGAAAAGACAAAGUUGAGGUUUUAUUUGGAGGUAUUUGUCUUUAUUUAUAGAGCUUUGUGAUAGGUUUUUUUGUACAUCUGAGGUUUCUAAAAGCCAAGCCAGAGUAUUUGCUUUCUGAAAGUCUCCUCUGUGAGCAGGUAUUCCCUGCUAAUACGCUUCUAUUUUACGUGGAUCAAAAGCUAAAACUACAGCUAUGGAAGAUUUUUGUGUCACCCUGAUCUCUUUUUUAGCAUUGUAAUGAAUGUGCUGAUUAUCAAAUUCUGUAGAUAAAUAAAAACAUUUUUAUUCUAA
This is a messenger RNA of Myiozetetes cayanensis, 5459 nucleotides long. It is a transcript of the gene MRPL53, whose product is annotated as mitochondrial ribosomal protein L53. The transcript has 3 exons. The coding region runs from base 30 to 359 and encodes 109 amino acids. Lineage: Eukaryota; Metazoa; Chordata; Aves; Passeriformes; Tyrannidae. Gene Ontology annotation, cellular component: mitochondrial large ribosomal subunit. The record is from RefSeq and is a predicted model, not a curated record.